AUGAAUUCUCUGUACGAUUUAGAUCCAAAAUGGCAGCGAUUACUCAAUUUAAAUAAUUUCUUAGGUGGAUUGACCGUCAAUGAAUUUGUGGAAGAAUUGAGUAAUGAUCAUUCCCUGAGAAUUGAAAGGCCUUUCAGUGACGAGAACGUAGUUUCCACCAAUACGUGGCAAAAUUUGGAUUCGAAGCCUUACAUUAGAACAUUUGAAUCCACAUUAAAGCAAUUGAAACAUUUAAAUGAAGAAUCAAUAAAUAAAAAAUCACAACUGUCAAACCAGGUCGCUAUACAAGAGUUAGAACAUUCUGAAAGUGUCUUGAAGCUAUCAAAGGAUCUAAAUACUAUGAUAUCACAGUUUAACGUCCUGGAUGAGCAAUUAACUAAUGUCAAUCAAGUGGUCUCACCCCUAGGUGACAAAUUAGAAUCUGCAAUUAAGAGAAAGAAAAAUUAUAUUAAAUCAGUGGAAUUAAUAUCACAAUAUAAUGAAUUUCUAAUAAAUGGUCAAUCUAAAUAUAUAGACGAUCUGAGAACUUCAAAUAUUUGGUCCAAUAAUCUAAAAGCUGUCAAUUUGACCAAAAAUUUAUUGAUACUUUCAACAAAAUUAGAGACAAAUCUAAUCCCAAAGACAUUGGAAAUUUCAAGCUCGAUUCAAAAAUAUUCAGAAAUGCUGGAAUUAGAUUUAUUAGAUCAGUUCAAUAAAGCUUAUCAAAAUAAUAAUUUUAACCAAUUGAACGAAAUCGCUUUAAUCUUAGAUCAUUAUAAUAAUGGUGUGAAUGUUAUCCAGAGUUUUAUCAAUCAACAUUCAUAUUUCAUUGAUUCAAAUCAGGUAGAACUAGAUGAAAGAUCAAAUAAUCUGAUAUUUACUGAUGAAGAUUUCAAAGCAAACAUGAAUAAUCCACUUUCGCAUACUUUCAAAUUCGAAGAAUCAUUUAUCGCUAUACUGAACGACAUUGAACUUGUCAUUAAGAAUGAGUCCAAAAUUGUUAAGAAAGUUUUUGAAGAAAGAUCUUCGUAUGUUAUUCAAUUGUUUAUUCAAAGAAUAUUUGUACAAAAGAUUGAACUAAAAGUUGAUUCAUAUUUGAAUAAUGCAUUGGCUUUAACAAAUCUAGCGUAUGUCAGAACAUUGCAUGGACUUUAUCAAUUGAUUGGUAAGUUCGUGAGAAACUUGGCCGAUUUUUUCCAGGCAUUAGAAGAAAAUAAUAGUAGUAAGAAUAAUAUCCUAAUUACUACCUUAGAACAAUGUUUUUCAGAUUUAUUUUCAAAGUACCUUUAUGAUAGAUCAUCUUAUUUUGAUAUAGAAAAAAGAAAUUUGGAGACUACACUAAUUGAUUUAACUUCCAGGUUUAUUAUUAAACAUAAUAAUGAGUUGAAGCCAAAAUUAUUAUCAAACAAAUUUAACCAAAAUGUUGAAAAAUAUAUAAAUGAUGAUUUCAAUUUUAUAAAAAAGGGUUAUAAAUCAUCUGGUAACGUAUCAAAUGUAACAGCGUCGUCCAGAAAGAGAUUGUUACGAUUUAACACUUACUUGAAAAAUCAAUUGGACAAUCUAGAUCAUGCAGUGAACCGCUCUAAUUCAGUUUUGAUUAACAAUGAACAUUCCAAUUCUAAUGAAUUUGAUACUUCAAUCAGCUACAAUAAUAAGACGGACGCUGAUGAUGAACAAGAUUUCAAUAUAAAUAAUGUCGACGAAAUGCUGAAGUGUGUUAUAGAAUCCAUUGCCAGAGUCAUGGAAAUAAUUCCAAAAAAUGCAUUUGAUUAUAGUCUGGAACUAUUGGAAGUCAUGAUAAUGGGAAUUAUUAACAACUACAUUGAAGUUGCAUUGGAAGUUGCAUAUUAUAGAGCUAAGAGUAAUCACCAUAGCAAUACUAUCGCCAAUGAUAAUGAUGUAUUGAGUCUAUCAUUUUUAAAAUAUAUUACUAAAAGUACAGAAAUGCUCGGGUUAGUAUCCACUUCGAUAAAAUCAAUUUUUAUGCCACUCUUGAAUAAUUCACCCAAUGUCAAGCUAGCUUUAAUUGAAUUAACAAAUAAUAGCAUCAAAAAAUCUGAAAUUUUAAUUAAUAUUAUUUUGAAUGAAACCACAUCCAUAUAUUCCAACAAAUUUGCACUUUCUUUGUCAAAACAAAAGAAGAAAGAUUUCACUCCCAAAUCUCAAGAUCAAUUAGAUCAAGACACGUUACCGGCUAUCGAAAUUGUUAAUUGUCUAAAUUCCUUAUAUUCACAGUGCAAACAUAAUUUGAAAAAUGGAAAUUUGGAAACAUUCCUGAAUUCUGUUGGGGAAGAUCUCUUCAAUUUAUUAUUGAAUCAUUAUAGUAAGUUCCAAGUAAGCUCAAUUGGUGGUAUUAUUGUAACGAAGGAUAUUAUUGGUAUACAGAAUGUGAUAGAAACUUGGGGAUUCGAAAAUUUAAUGGAGAAAUUUGCCACUUUGAGAGAAUUAGCAAACUUAUACACCGUUCAACCUGAUUUGUUGGAUUCACUUACAAAAGAGGGACGACUUGCAGAUUUUAAUAGAGAUAUUAUUAGAAACUAUAUCUCUAAUAGAGAAGAUUUUAAUCAUGAAAAUUUCAUUUCCAGCAUGAAGAAACGGUUCUAA
Kazachstania africana CBS 2517 is the source of this 2583-nucleotide messenger RNA. It is a transcript of the gene SEC10, whose product is annotated as exocyst subunit SEC10. Gene Ontology annotation, cellular component: exocyst; cytoplasm. Gene Ontology annotation, biological process: exocytosis; Golgi to plasma membrane transport. Lineage: Eukaryota; Fungi; Ascomycota; Saccharomycetes; Saccharomycetales; Saccharomycetaceae. The transcript has a single exon. The coding region runs from base 1 to 2583 and encodes 860 amino acids. The record is from RefSeq and is a predicted model, not a curated record.